AUGCGCUUCCUCCACAUUGGGCCCAUCUCCAGGGCCCCGACCCAGACUCCCCGCCCGAUAAACCCCAGAUCUUUGCUCCGACGGCCGCAACCCCGACACAACUCCCACUCCGCCGGGAAUGGACCCAAGAACAAGAGACAAGUCGAGCAGCCUCCUUCAAAGAAUGCGGAAACACCCGCACAACCGCCUGCUGGCGCACUCGUACGAUCUCGCGGACUUCGCAAUGUCAUAAUGGCUGGACCGGUUGGGAAGUUUGGGCGGUGGUAUGCGCGCGCCCAAGAGCGCAAGCCGUAUGCGACUCAACUGUGGAGCUCGAUUAUCAUUUACUUGUGUGGUGAUCUGAGUGCACAGUUAAUGUUCCCUGCCGAGGUACCGGUGUCUGGGAAGGAGGGCGCGGAGGAGAUUGAGGGAGAGCAAGAGACCGUCACAGCUGGAUAUGAUCCGUAUCGAACUUUACGGCAUCUCUGUGUGGGUGUUGGGUCCAGUAUCCCAUCAUAUAAAUGGUUUGCAUUCCUCAGCAACAACUUCAACUAUUCUAGCAAGAUUCUCUCGAUCUUGACCAAGGUCGUUGUGCAACAGACGUUCUUCACUCCCGUUUUCAACACAUAUUUCUUCAGUGUGCAUUCGCUCCUUGCAGGCGCAACACUGGACGAAACGUGGGAGCGAUUGAAGAAGGCUUUGCCCGUCAGCAUCCAAAACAGCGUGAAGCUCUGGCCUGCUGUCACUGCCUUUAGCUUCAUGUAUGUUCCGGCGCAGUUCCGCAACGUGUUCUCAGGUUGUAUUGCUGUUGGCUGGCAGACGUAUCUCAGUUGGCUGAACCAGAAAGCGGCCAAGGAGGUAUUGGCUGCAGAGCAGCUAGCUGCCGCAGAGGAGAGGAACCAAGGGGCACUGCAUACUGUUUCCAGUGGGAAAUUGGUUACUGCAGCGGCAUGA
Messenger RNA from Penicillium salamii, 933 nucleotides. NCBI's taxonomy places the organism in Eukaryota, Fungi, Ascomycota, Eurotiomycetes, Eurotiales, Aspergillaceae. The record is from the annotation of a GenBank genome assembly.